This is a messenger RNA of Adineta ricciae, 957 nucleotides long. The record is from the annotation of a GenBank genome assembly. NCBI's taxonomy places the organism in Eukaryota, Metazoa, Rotifera, Eurotatoria, Adinetida, Adinetidae.
AUGAUUUUAUCCCAAUUAUGUAAGAAAAGCGAACUUUCUUACGAUGAAAUAGAAGCAUCGAAUGAUCAUCGUUCAAAAAAACACAAAAAAGCUGAUUCAUUCGAUGAUAUCGAAUCUGAAACAAUCCGAAAAAAUAAGUUAGGAGAACUGCAUCGAAAAAUAGAGGAAAUGAAUGCAUUGAUGCGCGAUGAUGAAAACGCUGAUAUAGGCAAGAUUACAAAAGUUUUUAAAAAUUUACGGAAAAUUAUCAGUAAAUAUCAAGAAACUUUAAAAACCAAAGUCCGUGAGAUCGAACAACGCAAAAAGCCAUCAACUACAGAAUAUAAGACUUUAAUCGAAAAGAUAACACAAUUCCUUCGACAUGAAUACGAUGAUCAAUCAGUAGAAAGAAUCGAUAAAUUAUCAGCUGAUGUCGAACUAUUUAAACAACAAAUAGUCACAUUGAAAACAACAAAGAAAUUCGAUUAUUGUAUUGAUGAAUUAAACGAACUAGAAGCUAAGAUUAACACUGUGCUUGAUCAUUCAUGUGUUACGGAAUUUAAAACCGCAGGUACCUAUGGUCAGCUGAGCUGCCGAGGUCGUGCGUGUAAUGUUUGCAGUAAAUGUCGUGAUUGGUACUAUAUUGGUGACCGAAGAACCUGGGAGUGGAUAGUAAAUGAAAAUGAAUGGGAUGAAGAAGAUCGCCAGCGUUGGGACGACGGCGAAUAUACGGAGCGUUUCCAAGAACGUCAAGGUUCCACAUGUACAGCUCAUUUCGGUUAUUACUAUGAUCGCCAGCGUGAAUAUCAUGGGGGUCAUAUUACUUCUUAUAUGGACUGUGAGUGUGGGCAAGGCUAUGAUACUUGUUUUAUCCAGCAUGGACGUGACGGUCGUGGUUAUCGUUAUCGUUAUAUUACUAAAAAUCAUCCUUAUUGUCAGUGUGAUGAGAAUGUUAAGGAAAAAUUAUUUGUUCGUUAA